CUUUUGCAAGGAAGCGGCGGCAGCAGCAGGAAGAGGCCGGCCGGCAGUCAGGAGCAGCGCUGGUGCCAUAGACCCAGGAUCAACAUGCCCAGGGGCAGCAGGAGCGUGGGAACCCGGUCGACUGUGGCCAGCAGCCCAGCGCCAUCCCAUGCCCACCCCCCAGCUCACCCUCCUCCUUCGGCAAUGGCUGCUCCAGCUCAGCCCCAACAGCCUGGCUUAAUGGCCCAGAUGGCUACGACCGCGGCAGGAGUGGCUGUUGGCUCUGCAGUGGGUCAUGUGGUUGGUGGCGCACUCACUGGGGCCUUCAGUGGAGGAAGCAGCUCUGAGCCGGCCAAGCCAGCCAGCAGUGCUGUCCAGGAGUCCAGGCCGCAGCCAGCCUAUCAGGGAUCCCAGUUUGGCCCCUGCCACUACGAGAUAAAGCAGUUCCUCGACUGCGCUACCAACCAGAGCGACCUAACGUUGUGCGAGGGCUUCAACGAGGCCCUGAAGCAGUGCAAGUACAACAGCGGGCUUGCUUCCCUCCCAUGAGGACAUUUUAGCACUAAUGCCGCAAAAGGAGAAGAACCUGGAAAGAGAAACAAACUGAAGGAGCCCAGAAGGGCUAGGGACUGGAAGACAGAGACAGAUGAGGGAUCUGACCAGAUUGGCCAAAAAAAAAAAAAAAAAAAGCUCUCUAGUGUUGUUCUCAGUUGUAGGCUGGCAAACAAGGAGAAUUCUAGUUGCAAUUUUUAUAGCAGAGUUUUAAGGAUCUGGGUCCCACUUGAAUUCUUGUAGAGAAAUGUAAAAUAAAAGGAGAUGGCUUUAUUUUAAUCUA
Lacerta agilis (Sand lizard) is the source of this 814-nucleotide messenger RNA. It is a transcript of the gene CHCHD10, whose product is annotated as coiled-coil-helix-coiled-coil-helix domain containing 10. Gene Ontology annotation, biological process: mitochondrion organization. Gene Ontology annotation, cellular component: mitochondrion; nucleus. Lineage: Eukaryota; Metazoa; Chordata; Lepidosauria; Squamata; Lacertidae. Bases 85 to 528 code for a protein of 147 amino acids. The transcript is spliced from 4 exons. The record is from RefSeq and is a predicted model, not a curated record.